Messenger RNA from Cucurbitaria berberidis CBS 394.84, 1260 nucleotides. Its product is annotated as Indoleamine 2,3-dioxygenase. The coding region runs from base 1 to 1260 and encodes 419 amino acids. NCBI's taxonomy places the organism in Eukaryota, Fungi, Ascomycota, Dothideomycetes, Pleosporales, Cucurbitariaceae. Gene Ontology annotation, molecular function: heme binding; metal ion binding; indoleamine 2,3-dioxygenase activity. Gene Ontology annotation, cellular component: cytoplasm. Gene Ontology annotation, biological process: 'de novo' NAD+ biosynthetic process from L-tryptophan. The record is from RefSeq and is a predicted model, not a curated record. The transcript has 2 exons.
AUGAGUCCCCAUAAAAUCGAUAUCCUUCCAUCUCUUGCAGCCCUAACACAAUAUGGAAUCUCGAAGAACGGUUUCCUGCCGGUAGAGACGCCUCUAAGUCGCCUGCCCCAUGACUACUACGAGCCUUGGGAACGGGUGAUCGAACAGCUGCCAAUGUUGAUCGAGGCUCAACAGAUAAGACAGUGGGUAGAUAGGCUACCAAUCCUCAGUACUGGUCAUUUGAGUAGCGAGCCGGAAUGGCAGAGAGCCCACUCGAUACUAGCAGUAAUUGCUCAAGGCUACAUUUGGACAGGUCCCGAACCAUCAGAGCGUUUACCUCCUGCCAUCACUAUUCCCUUCCUCGGAACCUCCAAACAUCUUGAAGUAUACCCCGUGGCAACGUACGCGGCGUUGAAUCUUUGGAAUUGGAGACCGCUCAAAGAGAAUACAGCACUUACCCAGCCGGAGAACCUUGUCGCACUUCAUACGGCAACCGGAAGCGAUGACGAAUCAUGGUUCUUUAUCAUUUCCAACGCCAUGGAGGCAAGUGCGGGCCCAUUAAUCGAGACAAUGCUUGGAGCUAUAGAGGCAGUAGAAGUAGAUGACAUACCGACAAUUGUCCAAGCAUUGAAGUUCUUCGAGCAAAGCAUGCAGCAUAUCGGUAGCCUUCUUGUGCGCAUGGAUGAGCGAUGCAAUCCUCAGGUCUUCUAUCAUACUAUUCGACCGUUCUUGGCGGGUAGUAUGAACAUGGAAGCCGCUGGUCUUCCUAAUGGCGUGUUUUACGAUGAGGGCGAAGGCAAAGGGUCGUGGAAAAAGUAUCGUGGUGGGAGCAAUGGGCAGAGUUCGCUUCUGCAAUUUUGCGAUGCUGUCUUAUCGGUCGACCAUGCCCGGAGUGGAGGUUUCCACAAAGAAAUGCGACUUUAUAUGCCGGGCCCUCACGCUAGAUUUCUAGAAGAAGUUGAGGCCAUAGCAAACAUCCGAAAUUAUGUCGGUAGUCAUCGGGACGAUCCUAAGCUGGUAGCAGUUUUCAACGCAGCGGUCGCAGCCCUUAGCGGGUUUCGUGACAAGCAUAUGGCUUUGGUGACCAGGUAUAUAAUAAUACCUAGCCGCAUGGCCGGGCCGGUCGGUGUGGUCAAGCGCAGAGACAUCGCAUCUGCAUCGACCAUGCUGGCAUCGAAGAAGCCACAUACACAAGAGUUGGUCGGAACCGGAGGCACUACGCUGAUCCCCUUCUUGCGAAUAUCAAGGAACGAAACUAGUGAAGCAGCAGUCUCGCACUGA